Parastagonospora nodorum SN15 is the source of this 839-nucleotide messenger RNA. RefSeq lists its product as hypothetical. Gene Ontology annotation, molecular function: proteasome binding; endopeptidase activator activity; ubiquitin binding. Lineage: Eukaryota; Fungi; Ascomycota; Dothideomycetes; Pleosporales; Phaeosphaeriaceae. The record is from RefSeq and is a predicted model, not a curated record. Gene Ontology annotation, cellular component: nucleus; cytoplasm; proteasome regulatory particle, lid subcomplex. The coding region runs from base 1 to 651 and encodes 216 amino acids. The transcript is spliced from 3 exons. Gene Ontology annotation, biological process: ubiquitin-dependent protein catabolic process.
AUGUCGAUCCAACCGCUGAUAACCUUCAAGGCAGGCCAGUGCCAGCUCACUCUGCAGCGCCAGAACGACACUAUACAGAAGGUCAAGCCGCUCCGGACACCUGGCUACGUCUACCUCUACCAGGGCGAAGAUGAGUUUGUGCACUUCUGCUGGCGCCCACGCGACAGCUCGCUCGACGAGUCCGAGCUCGACCUCAUCAUGAUCCCGGGCGACGGCGCCUUCGUCCCAUACACCGGCACCGAAUCCGUCGAAAACUCCGAGAACGUCAAGUCUCCCACCGACGGCCGCAUCUUCGUCCUCAAGUUCAACUCGAGCUCACAGCGCUACCUCUUCUGGUUACAGUCCAAGACACAGCACCCCCGCGGCGAUGCCAGCUGGUUCAGCGAGCGGGACCUCAAGAUCGGACAGAUUGUCGACCUUCUCCUCAACGGCGAGGAGAUCGAUGUCCAAGCAGAGCUCGCAAACGUCCAGAACUCUGCUCCCGGUGGCGAUGAUGACGAGACCAUGGAAGAUGUAGAAGGUGCAGACCAUUCAGCAAGCCGAAACCGCCACGGUAGCACCGGGGGCGCAGGAGCUGGUGCUACUGGCGGCGACAUUAGAGAAGAAGGAUCCGGAUCCCGUGAAGGAGGUGCUGAUGGCGGCCGAGCGUAGGUUCCGUUCAUUUGUAUUGUAAAACGGCGUCGUGGCACGGUCGACAUUACGGCAAUAGUUCGAACAGCUGUUCAAGGCAUUGACGAGAGCACCGAACAGUUUCAGAUUAUAUCCUGUCAUGGUGAGGCGUUCGGGAAAGACUUCACGAGCCUCACGGCUCUCUGUACCAAUAAACAAAAUAUGCAUGC